Messenger RNA from Cicer arietinum (chickpea), 1836 nucleotides. RefSeq names its product protein ASPARTIC PROTEASE IN GUARD CELL 1. Gene Ontology annotation, molecular function: aspartic-type endopeptidase activity. Gene Ontology annotation, biological process: proteolysis. NCBI's taxonomy places the organism in Eukaryota, Viridiplantae, Streptophyta, Magnoliopsida, Fabales, Fabaceae. The record is from RefSeq and is a predicted model, not a curated record.
UUCUAAAAUUAGCUUUAGCUUCAUUACCAUUUACCAUACUCCUUUUUACUUACUUUAACACCUUCAUCUACCAACCAACAAAUCAAGAGAUCCAAUCACCUUUUCUCUCUCUUUUUUUCAAACCAAUAAAGCAAGCACCCAACUCCUUACUCACUCACUCACUCACUCAACCAAAAAAAUGGCUCUAAAAAAACCUCUCCCAUCGUUCACCACCUUAACACUACUUUGCAUCACAACACUCUCUCUCCUUGCAUCUCUCACUUCUUCUCGUUUCAUCACUCCAUCACACACUUCUCUUCUUGAUGUCUCUUCAUCAAUCCAACAAACCAAUCAAAUCCUUUCUUUUAACCCUAAAAAUAACAAUCUUCUAGAAGCUUCUAAUUAUAAUAACCAACAACAAAAAACCCAAUUCAACCCCAUUUCAAAUUCUUCAUCUCCCUUCACUCUUCUCUUACACCCAAGAGAAACCCUUUUAAACGAACACCACAAAGACUAUAAAAAUCUCAUCUUUUCACGACUCGCUCGUGACUCAGCCCGAGUCAACUCACUCAACACAAAACUCCAACUCGCUCUCAACAACAUUAAAAAAUCGGAUCUUCACCCGACCCAAACGGAGCUCCAACAACUAGACCUAUCCACCCCAGUUUCCUCCGGCACCGGUCAAGGCUCCGGCGAGUAUUUCACCCGACUCGGAGUGGGUCAACCCGAAAAACCAUACUACAUGGUUCUCGACACAGGAAGCGACGUGAAUUGGAUCCAAUGUAAACCUUGCUCCGAUUGUUACCAACAAUCCGACCCGAUUUACGACCCGACAACAUCCUCAACUUACGGACCGUUAACGUGCGAAGCGCAACAGUGUCAAGCGUUGGAAAUAAGCGCGUGUCGUAACGGUAAAUGUCUUUACCAAGUUUCUUACGGUGACGGUUCUUUUACCGUGGGUGAAUUUGUAACCGAAACGGUGUCGUUUGGAUCCGGGUCGGUUAAUCGGGUCGCAAUCGGGUGCGGGCAUGAUAACGAGGGUUUAUUUGUUGGUGCAGCUGGUUUACUCGGGUUAGGGGGUGGGGCCCUUUCAUUAACUUCACAAAUCAAAGCGUCGUCGUUUUCGUAUUGUUUAGUGGAUCGCGACUCGGCUAAAUCAUCGACUCUUGAAUUCAACUCGGCUCGACCGAGUGACUCAGUUACCGCGCCGAUGUUAAAAAAUCAGAAACUCGAUACUUUUUACUACGUCCAACUCACCGGAAUGAGUGUCGGCGGUGAGAUGGUGAACGUACCGCCGGAGAUUUUCGAGACGGAUCAGUCGACGGGCGGUGGAGUAAUUAUCGACUCGGGAACGGCUGUGACUCGGCUCCAAUCUCAGGCUUAUGAAUCAGUACGCGACGCGUUUAAAAGAUUGACUCAGAAUUUGCGUUCUGCAGAAGGUGUUGCGAUUUUCGACACGUGUUAUGAUUUAUCAUCGUUGAGAUCUGUGCGCGUUCCAACGGUGUCGUUUCAUUUUGGGAAUGAUAGGGUUUGGGAUUUGCCGGCAAAGAAUUAUUUGAUUCCGGUUGAUUCUGACGGAACUUUCUGUUUCGCGUUUGCGCCAACUUCUUCGUCGUUAUCUAUUAUUGGAAAUGUGCAACAACAAGGGACACGUGUCAGUUUUGAUAUUGCUAACUCUUUAGUGGGAUUCUCACCCAACAAGUGCUAGAUUUCGUGUAGUCAUUUGGAUAUUACCUAUUUAACCCCACAUCUUGAAUAUAAUAAUGUUAUUAUUUCUCAUAAUUUAAGUAGUAAAUGUCGGUUGGAAAAAAUAUAUAUAGUAGUUUUCUCUUCAAUAUAAAAGAAAAUUUGUUAUUA